Molecule: messenger RNA, 1268 nt
Organism: Rhopilema esculentum
Lineage: Eukaryota; Metazoa; Cnidaria; Scyphozoa; Rhizostomeae; Rhizostomatidae
Source: RefSeq, a predicted model, not a curated record
AUCGUUUCGGGAGCCAAGAGUAGAUUGUUCAUUUCCGGUUUGAAGGAGUGCAACGUUGAAGCCGUGAACGAAGAGAAGUUUUGUUUCGGUUUUUCAAUUUGAGUUCAGUUUCAGUGAUGGCGGAUGCUAACGAUUUCGAUGACAUUUUUAAUUUCGACAAUGAAGAUAUUCUAGAGGAAGUAUUAUUACAAUACUGUGACGAGAGGGAGAUUGUUUUCAUCCAGCCACAAGAGCAACCAGAUGGUGACAACCCAGGUAUUAGCUCAAGAACUAAAAAGCCUAAAGGGAAAAAAGAGAAUGAAAAAAAGAAAAUAGAAAAAUCACAGAAAAUUAACCUGGUCAUCGACUCAAACAUGUUGAAUUCAAUUAUUAGAGAUGCAAUAAUUAUGAUGCAGAGAGAUCCUAUGCUAGAUCACCUUUAUGAACAAAAAAUAAAACUCCUUCAGCAAUCUCUUCCAAACCUUGACUUCCUUAUUCCAAAGUUGCAAAAAACUAUUGAAAAAUUUGGCAAGGGAAGUGUUGCAGUGGCAAGAGAAACCAUGUGGAGAGAAUUCCAUAGUAUUGGCUCUGACCAGGAACUUAUUAAAUCCCUUCAGUCAAGUCUUGAAGGUCCUCUUGGAUUCGAGUCAUGGUUUUUAUUGUACAUACAGACCAGUCUUCACAAACAGCUUGGAAUUGCUCUUGAUGAAGAAUCUGUGCUGCAAAUCAAGAUUUCAGAUGACGAGAAAGAUGUAAUUGCAUAUGUAGGAGGAGCAAUAUUAUCCAAGUUAGAAAAGAGAUUCUUUAAGCUUUUGAAAACCAGUACCCCUGAGAAAGUGAGCUCAAUUGAUAAGGAUUUACUUAUCAUAGAUUCCUUUAAAGCAGAAGAUGGCGAGGAAAAAUCAAAUGAAAAACUCAUCAGUGCCCUGAACAGAGGUGGAUUGACACAAGCAAAAAGUGGAUUCUGUGCAAUUUUACUUGUUGCAGAGAACAUCUUUCAAACAUAUGUGUCGAAAAUUGAAAAAACAAUAAACGCUACUUACAUCUUAGAAGACUGUCUUCAAAACAGUGAAAUUGAAAGGAAAUUUUUGAAUUUGAUUUCCCAACAAUGCAGCUUCGAAGAUGCAUUAUUUGUUCAUAAAGCUGUGCUUUCAUUAUACAUAAAGAUACGGUGUCACAGCUAUGCAAACAACACAAUUGAUAAAUACAGAAGAGCGGCUGAUAAAUCUUCAAAACAGAAGGGGAUACGAACAGAGCUAAAGACUAAAAAAGACAAUGAUAGAGACUAA